Molecule: messenger RNA, 1625 nt
Organism: Camponotus floridanus (Florida carpenter ant)
Lineage: Eukaryota; Metazoa; Arthropoda; Insecta; Hymenoptera; Formicidae
Product: calcyphosin-like protein
Exons: 5
Coding region: 275-919 (214 amino acids)
Molecular function (GO): calcium ion binding
Source: RefSeq, a predicted model, not a curated record
GCCGGUCGUUAUGGAUACGUCGCGACCAUCCCGGGGACCAAUGUAUAGCCACUUCCCACACGUCGUCCAGGGUGUGUACAUAAUGUGUGUCGUCGUCGUGUAGAAUUCGCGACGAUCAGCUAUGCCGAAGGACCGCCACUCGCCUUCCGGAACUCUUGGAAAAGACGUCGCGCCACCGCAGCCGCCGAAGAGGAAGACGAACUCGGCCGGUCUCCGCUUCCUCCUGUGAACCCGACCGCGUCUUCCGCUGCCGCAAGUUCUCCGGAAACCGAGCAUGUUCAGCCUGAGGCCCCAGAGUGCCACCACGAGGCAGGAGAUUGAGAUGAUUAACAAGGCCCAGCGGGCCAUACACAACACAACGGACUCCAUCGAGAAACUGCGUCUGCUCUGCCUGGCUAGAGGUGCCAACGGCAUCCUCGGUCUGGGUAGAGUGUUCCGUCGUAUGGACGAGGAUGGCAAUAAGAAGCUAAAUGAGGAGGAGUUCAAAACGGGUAUACAAGAGACGGGUAUAGAUCUGGAAGAGGACGAGAUUAAGGAGGUCUUUGAGAAAUUCGACACCGACGAGGAUGGAAACAUCAGCGUCGAGGAGUUCCUCGUCGGUAUAAGACCACCGAUGUCUCAGAGCCGGCGAAGCGUGGUCGAGCAGGCGUUCAACAAGUUGGACAAAACCGGGGAUGGUCGGGUCACCAUCGACGACCUCAAAGGGGUUUACAAUGUUAAAUGUCAUCCGCGUUACAUCAGCGGUGAAGAGAGCGAGGAGAGCAUUUUGAACAAGUUCCUCUUGAAUUUCGAGCACGGCGGCAACGAGGACGGCAUUGUAACCAUGGAGGAAUUUAUGAAUUAUUACAGCGCUAUCAGUGCGAGCAUAGAUCACGAUGCGUACUUUGACCUGAUGAUACGCAACGCUUACAAGCUGUGAUCUUCGUAUUUCGUGAGAUGAGUCAUGCGUCCGCCUGUUCGCUGUGCGAAUCAACAGCCUGCAACAUCGUCGCGUCCAGCUAAAAAAUAUAAAUUAACAUAUACAAUAUAAAAUAUACAUAUAUUUAGGUGCUACGUUGCCGAGUGUGUGUUAGCUUGUCAUUAGACUUAGCACGUAUUUUUGCUAAUUGCAAUCUACAAGUAUACUAUUUACAAUGUUAAUCGCCUGGUUGACCGAACGAUCAGAGCUAAAACGGCUAUGCAUAUGUAACUUUAUUUACUUAUUAAUCGUUAUAAUUCACCGUGACAUUCUCGAUCGAGGAGAAGAGGCGCGCGCGAAGAGACAGAGAAGGAGGGAAGAAGUUCACCUUAAAAAGCUUGUUAAAAAUUGACCUUCGCUAUAGUUUCUUCUCUCCUUGUCUUUCCAGUUACACGUUAUAACUUGAGUUACUCGACAUAUUGUACCGGACAACUGUCUAAAAAUUUGUUUAAACCGAGGAAAGAGUUGUUGCUUGCCACUUGUUCGGCAGUCUCUUCUUCUUCUUCCUCCUCGACGCUUUAUUAGUUAUUUAUAAAUAAAAAAGUUGGUUAUAGGGUCCAAUUCCACAGUGCGAUUCGCGACGAAGGUCGCAUAUGCACUCUUUCCUUACGUGUCUCUUUAUAAUCGUUAUGUUUAUUUCCGCGAAUAAAUACUUGCGAAUAUAAGA